CUCGCCUCGCCCCGCCCCGCCCCACCCCACCCCGGCUCGGCCCCCAUGCGCCUGCGCGGACUCUUUCCUAGCUGCCCCGGUCCCGGCUCGGCGGCUUCGGCGCUCUCGGGCUUUUCAUGGAAGAGAUGUCGGGAGAGAGCGUGGUGACGUCCGCCGUGCCGGCAGCUGCCACCCGAACCACAUCGUUCAAGGGCGCCAGCCCGAGCUCCAAGUACGUGAAGCUCAACGUGGGCGGCGCCCUGUACUACACCACCAUGCAGACGCUCACCAAGCAGGACACCAUGCUCAAGGCCAUGUUCAGCGGCCGCAUGGAGGUGCUCACGGACAGUGAAGGCUGGAUCCUCAUCGACCGGUGCGGGAAGCACUUCGGGACAAUCCUCAACUACUUACGGGACGGAGCCGUGCCGCUGCCCGAGAGCCGCCGGGAGGUCGAGGAGCUCCUGGCCGAGGCCAAGUACUACCUGGUCCAGGGCCUGGUGGACGAGUGCCAGGCGGCCCUGCAGAACAAAGACUCGUACGAGCCCUUCUGCAAAGUCCCCGUCAUCACGUCCUCCAAAGAGGAGCAGAAGCUCAUCGCCACGUCCAACAAGCCAGCCGUGAAGCUGCUCUACAACCGGAGCAACAACAAGUACUCGUACACCAGCAACUCGGAUGACAACAUGCUGAAAAACAUCGAGCUGUUCGACAAGCUGUCGCUGCGCUUCAACGGGCGCGUGCUGUUCAUCAAGGACGUCAUCGGGGACGAGAUCUGCUGCUGGUCCUUCUACGGCCAGGGCCGCAAGAUCGCCGAGGUGUGCUGCACGUCCAUCGUCUACGCCACCGAGAAGAAGCAGACCAAGGUGGAGUUCCCAGAGGCCCGCAUUUACGAGGAGACACUGAAUAUCUUGCUGUAUGAGGCUCAGGAUGGCCGCGGACCGGACAACGCGCUCCUGGAGGCGACGGGCGGUGCGGCUGGCCGCUCCCACCACCUGGACGAGGACGAGGAGCGCGAGAGGAUCGAGCGGGUGCGCCGGAUCCACAUCAAGCGCCCCGACGACCGGGCCCACCUCCACCAGUGAGGCGGCCGCCCCGAGACUGCCUGCAGCCGCCCCCGGCACACGCGCGGGCGCCGUCCUUUGUAACAAACCAGAGCUUUCUUUUGAUACUUCUUGGCCCGUGAGUCGGUUCUGUCCCCGGGACGCCCCCCGGGCCACUGCCCGCCUCUGUCCUGUCUCCUCUUUCUCCAGGGAGGCUCUUGGGGUAGCAGCCCCCCUCAGGCAAAGCUAGGGGUGCGGGUGAGCCCGGCGUGGGGGCUGGAAUUCUCAGUGUUCACGUUGUCAGGGAUCCCAGGGUGGCCCCUCCCGGGCCGUGAGGACCCCUCCCCCACAGCCAGUGUCCGACUCGGGGGCCCCUUGGUGCGAGGACAGAUGCAGGGUGCAGCCAGCCCCCCAAAGGCCUGUCCUCUCCCCGGGGGGUGAGCCACUCUGUCCUCCUCCUGAGCUCCCUCUCUCAGGCCAAUGGACGGGCGGCAAAUGGUCACCAGGCCACGCAGACCCACCGUCCAGCCACGCUCUCCCAGAACCCACAAUACUGACACGAAGGUCCUUCCUUCCCCGGAGCGGGGACAUGGGACAGAGCAUGGGGUAGAGGCUGGGCCUUCUCCGGCCUCCCUCUGCCCUGGACAGGUCAGUCCCACGUCCUGUCUGUGCCAAUGGCUCCAGGCCCGCCCGUCGUCCCCUCCUGUCCCUCCUUGUCCUCCCGGCCUCGCGGCCCAGUCGGGCUCUCUAAAAGCCGGCUCGCUGCGCUCCUUCCCUCGGGGCCGAGGGGCGCCCCGGGAUGAGGCCCUCGCUUCAGAGCCUACCACAGCCCUGCAGGGGAAGAAGGCGACGGUCGGCCGCCCCACUUGACUGAUCCGAGGCCCAGAGAGAUUUUUGUGGCCGCGUAGUCCUCUGAGCCGGCCCCCCGCCUGUCCCGACGCCUCGAGCCCGGCUCUGGCCGCCCUCUGGCCGCCGCCUGCUGCCUGGGAGCUUUAGCCACUUCCUGAAGAGGGACGCGUGUGCAGGAGCCCGUCGUGGGCCGGCGCCGAGGCCUCCCGCCAGACCCGUCGAGGGCUCGCGCCGGGGCAGGGCGACGGAGGCGUCCGCAGUCUCGGCCUUCACCCACAAGACCCAGAGCCGCCCGUACUUCUGCGGUCAGGACGAAGCCUCCGACGACGGGCUUCAUUCUUCCACCUCAGCCCCGCAGGGCCGCCCCAACCGGCUCAGCUUAGGGGGUCGGGGGUCCCGAGGUCGAUGGCAGCAUUGCCCGAAGCGACCUCUUAGGGUCCCCGAGCCUGGGCCUUCCCCGACUCCCGCUCACGCCCUCGGCAGCCCCCGUGCCGCCUGGGGAACGGUUUUCCCUUUCUUUCCCUUCGUGGCAAACAGAAAUCCUGGCUCGGCCAGAGCUGCCUUACCUUGCCCGUCCUCAGCAACCUCACCCCACGGCUGCCAGCAAGGCCACUCAGGUAGCUCCAAACAAUCAAAGCAAGAGGGGGGCCAGGAGGCUCACGGAAAGCCUGAGCUCACCCCCAGUUCCUCCAGGGGUCCCGGCCUUUUCUUUUUAGCCCCUGACCAACCUUCCGUCUUAGAAUCAAUACUGGGCAUCAGAUCCAGGCAGAAGAGCACUAAGGGGAUGCAGUGACUUGUCCAGGGUCACACAGUCAGGAAGUGUCUGAGGUCACAUUUGAACCCAGGAUCUCCUGGCUCUUGGUCCACCAAGCCACUGAGCUGCCCCCUGUCCUGACCUUUUCGAAAUCAUUUAUUUUUUUCCUCCUCUGAAUUGAGCAUACAAUGCUCUCACUCACUGGCCUUCUUGGACCAAGAGUUUGCUGUUGGAGCUUUUCUCACCAAUCCGAAUGGUGAGAAACCCACGGGGGAAGGUUUCUCACGUGGGCGUUUUUCAUUUCUCCUCAGAAUUAACUUGGUUUUAUUAGGAGGAACUCCAUCCUUUCAACCCUGUUUGGGCACAAACUGAUCCAGCCCUAAGCAGAACGACAAGAAGCCGCCUUCUAGAUUCAGCCCAGGUUCUAGAUUCAACCCGGGUUCUAGAUUCAGCCAUUUUUGUGACACUUAAGAGGCUGGAAGUUCAUGUUGGUCGCCCGAGGGGUCAAAGAUCAGCCCAAAAUCGAGGUGUCCCAGAGCCGUCAAAAGUGGUCCAUUUUAUUGCACAAGUACAAAAAUGAAGUUGGGUUAACAGUUUUGAAAAAGGUGGGAGAGCCGGAGCUGCUGCUGCUCCUUUCAAGCUGGCACGCUACGUCCAGGAGACUGUUCUGGCCAAGACAAUGAAUCGGCUGUCACACUCCACUCAGUCUGCCGGGAGACUGGACUUACUGAGCCACACACAAGCAUGACGGUCACUGUGCUGAAGCCUUAGCUCUCUUAGUUCAGUCUUUUCUAACAUUUUCUGUAUCCUCAAAGAGAAACUGUUUGUCAGAUCCUGAACCCCUGAACAUCAUGGCCCAUGGGUGCAUCAUGGCCCCAUCAUAUCCCAUGGACACAUCAUGGGCACCUCAUGGCCCCAUCAUGGCACCUCAUGGCCAAAGGAUUCAUCAUGGCCCCAUCAUAUCCCAUGGACACAUCAUGGGCACCUCAUGGCCCCAUCAUGGCACCUCAUGGCCAACGGAUUCAUCAUGACCCCAUCAUAUCCCAUGGACACAUCAUGGCACCUCAUGGUACUUCAUGGCCCAUGGACACAUCAUGGGCACCUCAUGGCCAACGGAUUCAUCAUGACCCCAUCAUAUCCCAUGGACACAUCAUGGCACCUCAUGGUACCUCAUGGCCCAUGGGCACCUCAUGGCCCCAUCAUGGGCACCUCAUGGCCCCAUCAUGGGCACCUCAUGGCCAACGGAUUCAUCAUGACCCCAUCAUAUCCCAUGGACACCUCAUGGUACCUCAUGGCCCAUGGGCACCUCAUGGCCCCAUCAUGGCCACCUCAUGGCCCCAUCAUGGGCACCUCAUGGCCAACGGAUUCAUCAUGGCCCCAUCAUAUCCCAUGGACACAUCAUGGCACCUCAUGGCCCAUGGAUCAUGACUGUGAAGGGGAGAACGAGCAGGAUUCAGCUCCCAUAGAGUUGCAAUAGUGGAAUUCUUUCCUGUUGAGUGUGCACACUUUUUACUAGAAGGUCACCAAAAAUAUCACGUUAGCACAUUUAAAUGUCUUGUUCUGACUGUGCUGCCCCUUAAAGCUAUGCACAAAAUGCUUGAGUUUUUGUUCUUGUUUUUAGAACUGUUCAAUGUCUAUACAUUACAAGCAUUUAUCUAUCCACAAAUAUAUAUAUAUGCAAAAUAAAAUUCUAUAAAGGAUUUCUACUUA
Monodelphis domestica (gray short-tailed opossum) is the source of this 4329-nucleotide messenger RNA. RefSeq names its product potassium channel tetramerization domain containing 10 (gene KCTD10). NCBI's taxonomy places the organism in Eukaryota, Metazoa, Chordata, Mammalia, Didelphimorphia, Didelphidae. Gene Ontology annotation, biological process: negative regulation of Rho protein signal transduction; proteasome-mediated ubiquitin-dependent protein catabolic process; protein ubiquitination. The record is from RefSeq and is a predicted model, not a curated record. Gene Ontology annotation, cellular component: Cul3-RING ubiquitin ligase complex. Gene Ontology annotation, molecular function: protein binding; ubiquitin-protein transferase activity.